Messenger RNA from Camponotus floridanus (Florida carpenter ant), 2849 nucleotides. Its product is annotated as zwei Ig domain protein zig-8. Bases 850 to 1896 code for a protein of 348 amino acids. Lineage: Eukaryota; Metazoa; Arthropoda; Insecta; Hymenoptera; Formicidae. The transcript is spliced from 9 exons. Gene Ontology annotation, biological process: synapse organization. Gene Ontology annotation, cellular component: neuron projection membrane. The record is from RefSeq and is a predicted model, not a curated record.
AAAUGAAAAGGAAAAAUAGAUAAAAAUACAGAGAAGGAUAUUUCCAUGACGGUAAUUAAAACCAAAAUAACAGAAUGACAAACGACUAAUUUUAAAUACACAGAGAAGGAGAUGGAGCCGGACCAGAAUACCAAAAGCAAAUAAAAGUUGUCACAGUACGCACAGCUCCGACCUGUUUACACAGAUUCCACAAUUCUCUACCAUUUUCCGUACUUUUCGUCACAAACCUGGAAAUCAAGCGGAACGCAAUAGCGAGAUUCCGUGGGCAUCGCACUAUUGGAGAAACGCUCACUCGCUCCGGGUAGCGGUGGUGAGGGAGUGAAAAACGAGAAAUUAGGAUUUCGAGGACAGCAAAGUGCUUGGAACACGAAAAACCAAUUGCACGAGAGCUCGAAGGGUUGGUGGAAAAUGCGAUAGCUUGAUGAGGGUCCGAGAGUGAGAAAUCACAAAACAGAAAUUAAACGCUUUUUAUGCGCAAAGUGGGGGAAUUAGUUUCAGUGAAUUUGGAUUGUGCCAAAAGUUCAGUGGAUUCAUUUACGAGUGUAAUUUCUCCGUGCAACACGAGAUAAAAGUGCUACAAUAACAAACCGUAUUGUGAGAAAGAAAGAUCGCUUCGUGUGUAACGUUCGUAAGCUGACUGUGUGCGCAAUGUAACUAUUCGCCAUGCCCGAUGCAAUCGCGUCCUAUUAAUGAAUGCAGCUCGCAUCUGCGGCACGCGCGUUAAGAUCGUUACGAAAUCUUGCGUCACGUGUGCGAGAAUCGAAAGCCAGGCGGAAGGAAGGAAGGAAGGAAGGAAGGAAGGAAGGAAGGAAGUAAUUUACGUGGUUGGAACGAAAACUAUGCGGCACGAUGAAGGGGCUAAGGAGAAUCGGUGGUGGCCUACCGAGCGGGAAAAAGUUGGAUUACUGCCAGAAGAUGUGUCAAGCUCGAGGAAUAUUGCUGGUGUACUUGACUAUCUGCGCUUCGCUGCCGGAUGCUAUUUUCACCGCGGCAGCACAUGUACGCGAAACAUUCAAGGAAGGUACGCAGCGGCAUGUAAACGAUGCCACUAAUGAUUUGAUGGAAGAUUUGACCGUUUUCGAGCCGACAGCAGCGAACGUCAGUGCAUUUGUAGGACAUACCGCAUAUCUACCAUGCCGCGUGCGAAAUUUGGGCGACAAAGUAGUUUCCUGGAUGAGGAGCAGGGACCUCCAUAUUCUCACUUCGGGAAAUUUCUCGUUCAGCUCGGAUGCGCGAUUCGGAGCCCAGCAUACGCCAGGCAGCGAUGCCUGGACUCUCAGGCUGGAUAACGCCAGAAAGACGGAUUCUGGCAAGUACGAGUGCCAGGUCAAUACGGAACCUAAGAUCAUGUAUGCAGUGCAGCUCUCUGUACGAGAUCCGGAUAAACCGGAGGGAUACGACGAGCCACAUUCUCAGCAGACACGUAUAAGACUUUCAGGUUAUGAGAGUACAGCUCCGGUGGCGGACAUAAUGGGACCCCGGGAGCAAAGGGUGCCGUCGGGCUCAACGAUCACCCUGAGAUGCGUCAUAUUGUCGCCGUAUCAGACCCGUCCCAUCAGGGGUGUACAAUGGCUUCGGGAUAACAAACUCCUAACAUUCCAGGCAGCGCGCGGGGGAAUAAAUGUGGAAACCGAAAGGGGUGCGGCACGUACAGUAUCUGUGUUGACUUUGGCGGCGGUGACACAAAAUGACGUUGGAAACUAUUCGUGCAGGCCAACGGAGGGUCGAUCAGCUACUGUCACCUUAAUCAUUGAGGAAGGAGAACGCACGGAAGCCAUGCAACGUGACGCCGGAUACGUCUCUUCCGGAAAUAACGUCAGGCACUGGCCCGGACUUCUGCUUCCGUUUUCGUGGCUUCUAAUACUCGCGCGCAACAGCCAAACUUUCUUGCUCUAGCACACACUCGACAGUAUUUCACGCUUAUUUCUUGCUGUUUUCAAUGCUAAAAUGUACCUAAAAUGUGAGUCGAUUCAAAUCGUAAGAUAUAUUUGUAGAUUUUUAAAAUAUAUAAAUCGUGUUAUGCCAGACAUGAUAAUGUGCUCCGUGAAAGUAAUUAUUAAUUUAUAAAAUAGAGAUUGGCGCAAAUAGAGAUGGAUGCGAUUUAAAAAUUAUGAUAAAAGUUACUUAUAUAUUCUACAUAAUCGCGGAUAAUUAUAAAGCUUGAUUCUGGAAAUUUCAUAAAAAUGUUACAUAAAUCAUAUCGGAGAGAAUCGUGAUCUCACAUACGAUAACAGCAAAAAUUUAUGAUUAAAUUGAUAAGUUAUAUUAUAAUCAUAAGUUAAUAAUUAAUCGUAGAUUAGCAAUUAAAUAACAUAACUUGUUAGCAUAAUGCGAUCGAAGAAUUGAAGUAGUGUAAAAAAAAAUAAAUAAACGCAUCACAAGUCUUCCUCGUAGAUUGUGUUUUAAGACCUCAACUUCUCUUUGCUUAAUAAAAAUACAAUCAAUUUAUAUCUAUUCUUCGAUUGCAUUUAAAGCGAUGACAAAAAAUUUGUGGGAAUUUAAUAUAAAUGGUGAUGGAAAUAAACAAGAAAAAAUGUCCUUGCACAAAAUUCCUGCUGUACUGUUCCGUAACUUUAGGUUUGUGCGCAAAUAAUUCAUUAAAUGACUUGCGAUAUACUCCAUUUGAUCUCAAUGUUCCGGAACAUUCUUUUCGUCCUCGCAAUUCACGACGUUUCUUUGAGAGCAUGCUUCUUAAAGUCAAUGGGAUUACAGCGACCGCGCAGCGCCAAAGGAUGCGAAGGUAAUUUGAUAUCGUGCUACAUCCUUUCGUUCGAAGGGACACGGAGAAUGUCAUGAAUUUCAUGAAAUUUUAAUGAAUAAACAUGUCAACAAUGUGUGUUACACUCUUA